This is a messenger RNA of Sitodiplosis mosellana (orange wheat blossom midge), 4827 nucleotides long. RefSeq lists its product as uncharacterized. NCBI's taxonomy places the organism in Eukaryota, Metazoa, Arthropoda, Insecta, Diptera, Cecidomyiidae. Gene Ontology annotation, molecular function: nucleic acid binding. The record is from RefSeq and is a predicted model, not a curated record. Gene Ontology annotation, biological process: DNA integration. The transcript has a single exon. The annotation marks the transcript as partial.
AUGGAAAAAAUCGAAAAUGAAGAAGAAUUUGAGUACGACCAUUUACAAAUCGACAAUGAAUCAAUAACCGAGUCAUACAUUGCCACCGUUGCGAUGAUAAACACCAUCACGAAAGAUGGCGAAGAAGUAGUGUCGCUAAAUUCAACAAUGGCAUCUCGUCUCGAAAAUAGCGCACCAAAUAUCAAACUGCCACCAAUUUCCAUUCCGAAAUUCGCUGGAAACGAAUUAGAAUGGAUCACAUUUUUUGAUACAUUUUCUGCGUUAGUCGAUCAAAAUGCAAAUAUUCCGAAAAUUAGCAAAAUGCAUCAUCUACGUGAUAGUUUGCUCGGUGAGGCUGCUAAGCGCAUAAGCAAACUCCCAGCGUCAGAUGCAAAUUACGAUAUCGCUUGGAAUCUACUGAUAGAACAUUACCAUAAUAAGAGAUCGAUUGUGAAUGAAUGUUUGAAAUCUUUCAUUUUCCAGGAGCCCAUAAAACAUCAAAAUGCACACAGUAUCCGCAGCUUGAUCGACACAACCAAAGAAGCGAUGCAAAGCAUUGAAACUCUCGACGUGGACAUUGAGCAUUGGGAUCCAUUCAUUGUUUAUGUGUUGCAAACAAAAUUAGACAAAGACACUGCGAUUGAAUGGGAGAAAAAACUCGGCGGCUCAAAAGAAAUCCCUGAAUAUUCCGACAUGCUUGAUUUUCUUGAAACGCAAUACCGCAUUGUUAAAACUCCAACAACGAGUUCAAAUGUUCAGCAAUCCUCAACGCAAAAAAUCAAUGCAACAAGAGUGGAAAAUAAUGAAAAGAAAAAGGAUUUUUGUGAAGUGUGCAAAGGCCAGCAUUACAUACUAUUUUGCGACACGUUUAAAGGUUGGGACGUCACACAAAGAAAACAGUUUGUCAACGAGAAGAAACUUUGUGUUGUAUGCAUGAAAAAACACGAGGUUCAAUCCUGUAAAUCCAAAUUUCGCUGUAAAAUUUGCCAGGGGCUUCACAGCACCAAAUUACACGAAGAUACUACAUCCACAUCAUCAUCAGUGAAUUCUAUCAAUAUGCCGGACUUUUCAGCAAAUGUAUUUAGCAACGGCAAUAAACUAUUGGCAACAGCGAUAGUAAAAGUGCAGGACCGUCAUGGCAUAAAACAGUUGCUACGAGUUUUCAUUGAUCAAGGCUCUGAAGGAGCUAUCAUUUCAGAGCGUGCGGCUCAAUUGCUUUCAUUACCACGCAUUCAUGAGAACAUUCAAAUAACAGGCAUUGAUGACGCCGUGCUUGGUACAUCAAAAGGCUAUGUGAAAAUCAAAGUCGAAUCAGUUCAUGAUAGCGAGUUCGAAUUGGACGUAAAUGCUAUGAUUAUGCGCUCGAUUUUAUCCACAAGAAAGUAUAACGCAAAACUCGCCAAUUUGAAACAUUUAGCUGGUCUUACUCUCGCCGAUCCUGACUUCAUGAAUCCAUCAAACAUUGAUUUAUUGUUCGGUGUGGACAUAUAUGGAUUAAUUAUCAAGAAUGGGCUACGAAAAGGCAAACCGUACGAACCAAUAGCUCAAAACUCGUCUCUUGGUUGGCUCGUUUUCGGUGCAAUUUCACCCGACAAAAACGUCAGUGUUCGCGUAAAUGCAAUCUCCAUAUCCGAACAAUUGCAACGGUUUUGGGAUAGCGACACAAUUCCUGCGAAACCAAUUUUAUCAGAAGAACACCAGCAAUGCGUCGAUCAUUUCAAUAAGCACUUCAAACGCUUUGAAAGCGGAAAAAUGAUGGUGUCUUUGCCAUUUAAUUUUGAUCCAAAGGACAAAAAUUUGUUGGGAAAUUCGCGCUACAAAGCAACGCAACGAUUAUAUCAAAUGGAGAAAAAAUUUAAGCGACAACCAGAAUUUUAUCGCCGUUACAGAGAGGACAUGCAAGGCUACAUUGACGUAGGUCAUAUGUCACUCUGUGACGAAUCAAAUGAUGGGUAUUUUUUGCCACAUCAUGCCGUCACGCGCGAAAGCAGCACAACAACUAAACAGCGAACAGUGUUUGACGGUUCCGCUACUUCUUCCAACGGAUUUUCAUUAAACGAUCGACUACUAAAUGGACCAACAAUCCAGCCAGAUUUAUUCGAUAUUUUCAUCCGCUGGCGCAUACAUAAAAUAGCAAUUGUGAGUGACAUAGAAAAGAUGUAUCGCCAAAUUCUAGUAGCCCCCGAAGACCGAAAAUACCAAAAAAUCCUUUGGCGAUUUUCGGAAACUGAUCCAAUUGAAACAUAUUAUUUGAAUACCAUUGUUUUCGGACUAAAACCGUCACCCUUUUUAGCAAUCAGUUGCACAUUUGCUCUCGCCGAUGCUGAGAAAGAAAACUUCCCAAAUGCUUCAGAGAAAAUAAAAACUGAUUUGUACGUUGACGAUUGUAUUUCGGGUAGCGAAUCCAAAGUAUUAGCCAGGCGAUUGGUAAACGAGCUGUAUAAUCUAGGACGAUCAGGCAAAUUACCAUUUCGCAAAUGGGCUUCAAAUGAUGACUCUGUUUUGCAAGAUUUUCCGCAAGAACACAAAGCAAAUGCGUCGUCAUUUCAAUUAAACAAGCAUGAAGCUAUAAAAACGCUUGGAAUAAAUUGGCUGCCGCAACAAGAUUUAUUGCAAUUUUCGCUCGAUCUUUCAACUUUUUUCAAAGGUGAAAAUAUCACAAAACGCAAACUACUUUCGGAUGCAUCUAAAUUAUUUGAUCCAUGUGGACUUCUUGCGCCAAUCAUUCUGAAACCAAAAAUACUAAUGCAAAAAGUAUGGCACUCAGGGAUUGAUUGGGAUAAUCGCGUUGAUGCGCAAAUUCAAACUGAAUGGAACAAUUACAAAGCUGAAUUGCCACUAAUCGAAACCAUGAAAUUGGAACGAUGGUUUCACACAUCCGCAGAUUCAAUUAAAUCAUUACACGGAUUUUGCGAUAGCUCUGAACCAGCAUACGGUGCAGCAAUUUACAUCGUUCAAACAUCAAAUAGCAUAACAACUUCGAAUUUAAUAUGCUCCAAAACGCGUGUAGCGCCACUUGAGCCAAUGCAUAUUCAUCGUUUGGAAUUAUGUAGCGCUGUACUACUAGCUACACUGAUGAACAAGGUUGCUACAAACUUAAGUAUUCCACGGAAAAGCGUUUUUCUUUGGACUGAUUCCGCAGUUACUUGGACUUGGUUACAAGCUCACCCAUCCAAUUGGAAAUCGUACGUCGCUCAUCGAGUUCAUGAAAUACAAAAACUAUUUCCAGCAGAACACUGGCGUCAUGUGCGAACGCACGAAAAUCCCGCUGAUAUCGCUUCCAGAGGAGCAUUUGCAAGUCAACUCAUCAACAACUCUUUGUGGUUUCAUGGACCAUCAUGGCUCGUGUUGGACAAAAACCAAUGGCCAAAAAUACAAUUACCACUCCCGUCAGGAAUAAACUUAGAAACUCGCUCGAAAAUUCAUGUGACUGUAACAAAAACCGCACCGAUUGAAAUGAGCCUUUUAUUGCGCUUUUCUAAGCUAACAAGUCUAUUGCAUGUCACCGCCCGUUUGCUUCGCGUUACUCAACUUUAUCGAAAGAAAAAGCAAGGUUACAGAAAGGAAAUUGAUAAUACGCCGUCUGAAUAUGUAACUUUCGCUGAAUUCCAGCAAGCAAAAAUGGCUUGGGUAAAAUAUAUUCAAUCUUUACAUUUUGCUAAAGAGAUUGCCGAUCUACAAUCAAACAAAUUCGUCAAUGAAAAGAGCGCCUUGAAAUCGCUAAAUCCACAGUUGUCUAAAGACGGAAUUUCAGUGGUUGAUGGCCGGCUUCGAUAUGCAAAUCUGUCUGAACGACAACGCUAUCCAAUGAUUCUUCCGCCGAAAAGUCAUUUCACUAAUUUAGUGAUCGAUGCAGCCCACACAUCUACACUUCACGGAACUAUUCAUCUCACAUUAGCUCGCACUCGACAAGAAUUUUGGAUAUUGAACGCUCGCAAUAAUGUAAAAUCGUUCAUUCAUAAAUGCAUGACUUGCUUUCGACAGAAUCCUACUCCAUUGAAUCAACUAAUGGCUCCUUUACCAACCAUCAAAACCACUCCCGCACGAGCAUUCAUUCAUUGUGGAUUAGAUUUCGCCGGACCAAUCGAAAUCAAAAGUGGUGAGCUUCGCAAUUCACCAUCAAUCAAAACCUACAUCUGCGUAUUUGUUUGUAUGGCUUCGAAAGCCUGUCAUUUAGAAUUGGUUGGCGAUUUGAGCACUCAACGAUUUAUAUUAGCACUCCGACGGCUUGUUGGUCGACGAGGCAUUUGCAAACAUAUUUAUUGCGACCACGGUACGAAUUUUGAAGGUGCGAAUAAUGAGCUGCCUCGACUUUUGCUUCAGAGCGCGUCUUCAGUAUCAACGGAAAUCAAACAAGCUUUCGUUCCGGAUGGAAUCGAAUUUCAUUUUAAUCCACCACGAGCACCGAAUUGGGGCGGUCAAUGGGAGUCGUACGUAAAGCUAACGAAGCAUCAUUUACGCCGUAUGACGACAUCACGGAAGCUAACGUUCGAAGAAAUGUACACGCUAUUGGUACAAAUCGAAGCCUGUGUUAAUUCACGACCACUAUGUAGCAUCACUAGUGAUCCAAACGAUCUCAACCCACUAACUCCGUCUCAUCUAUUGAUUGGUGAACCACUCAAUGCAAUUCCCGAGCCAAGCCUUUUGUCGCUGAAGGAUCAAACUUUAGAUCGCUUCCAGCUGAUCCAGAAAAACGUACAGCUGUUCUGGAAACGGUUUUCCACUGAAUAUCUUCACACCCUACAUCCACGGUCAAAGUGGACACAGCGGAAAGAAGAAUUACAAGGGAACGAUUUAGUGGUAAUCGUUGAAGAAAACAUGCCGCCAACAAAAUGGUGGAUGGCCCGA